ACGGCUACACGCAUUAACAACAAAAGCCAACAACAUUAACACCGACGCACGAGCGAGUGUGAAGAGACCGAGGAUGCGACCAAGACAGUUCGGGGAGGCGCGCGAUGUCCGGGCCUGACUUGGAGACGUUUUGUUGGGACUGUCACAGUUUCAGUGCGCGGUCGCAACAAAGCGAAAAGCGCACCCAGCACACACCCCUCAAAAAGUGAUUUAAAUUGACAAUCGACGCGCUGUUAGAAUUUUAUUUUUUAUUAAAUGUUCCCAAAAAUAUAGUCUGCCGUCUUGACAACAAUGACCCGUUUAGGGUUCUGCGGGGUUCACGCUUUUGGACGGGGAGUCUCCUCUCCCGUUCACCUCUUCAUCGCACUUCUGACGGUCCUGGGCACCUGGGGAUCAUCACACGAACCAGAGAGGCGGGAUCUGCCCCAGUAUGAAGUGGUUCACCCCACCCGAGUGGAUGCCAGAGGUCACUUCCUGUCCAACUUCCUGUCUCACCAUGCUCGCCGUGUACAGCGGCGGGAAGCCUCCGAGGGACCGGCGGACACGGAUCGGGUUUUCUACCAGCUGUGGCACGGCGGCCACAGUUUGCACUUUAACCUCACGCUCAACCCACACCUGCUGGCUCCAGGCUUCCUGACGGAGAGGAGGUACGGCGGCCUGCACGGCACCCAGAUCCGCCCCGCCGGGUCCUCCCGGUGCUAUUUCUUAGGUGAGGUGCGGGGCGAGGCCGUCGGUAAAGGAAGCGCAGCCAUAAGCACCUGCGAUGGACUGACGGGACUGUUCAAGUUGUCCGGUGAAGAGUUCUUCAUUCGCCCUCUGGAGAAGUCGAGCGACGACACCUCGGAGCCUCAGUCCCACGCCAUCUACAAACGGCAAGCGGCCCCUCCCCCCCGGAGUCCAGUGGUACAGCCCGUCUCGGGGAAACAACCGCUCAACGGUACCUGUGGAAUCACAAAUUCCCAUCAAGGUUCCAAAGACAUUGAGAGGCAACGAGAGCGGUGGGAGCAGCGGCAGCAGAGACGGAGGAAGAGAAUCCGCCAACGCUCAGUUAGCAAAGAGAAGUGGGUGGAAACGCUGGUGGUGGCCGACGCCAAGAUGGUGGAGCAUCACGGGAGCAAAGCUGUGGAGAGUUACGUCCUGGCUGUCAUGAAUAUUGUGGCGGGUCUGUACCGAGAUCCCAGUAUUGGAAACGCAAUCAACAUUGUGGUUGUUCGACUCAUCCUCCUGGAGCAGGAUGAGGAUGACCUAAAGAUCACGCACCAUGCCGACAACAGCCUGAACAGCUUCUGUAAGUGGCAGAAGAAGCUCAACAUGAAAGGAGAGGAGCACCCGCUGCACCACGAUGUCGCAGUUCUGCUCACCAGGAAGGACAUCUGUGCAGCCGCCAACGUGCCGUGUGAGACGCUGGGUCUGUCCCAUGUGGCGGGAAUGUGCCAGUCACAUCGCAGCUGCAGCAUCAGCGAAGACACCGGCCUGCCGCUGGCCUUCACUGUGGCGCACGAGCUGGGACACAACUUUGGGAUUCAGCAUGAUGGCAACGGUAAUGACUGUGAACCAAUUGGGAAACGACCUUUCGUCAUGUCUCCACAGCUCCUGUACGGCACCUCCCUGCCCAGGUGGUCACGCUGCAGUCGCCAGUAUAUCACCCGCUUCCUCGAUCGAGGCUGGGGCUGGUGCCUCGACGACAUCCCCAUAAAGGACGAGCGCUCUCUGGACUCAGUGCUGCCCGGGGUUCUGUACAGCUCUGCCCAUCAGUGUCGGCUGCAGUAUGGAUCCGGGUCCCUGCUCUGCGACGACAUGGACAAUGUGUGCAGCACCCUGUGGUGCACUGUGGGAACAACCUGCCACUCAAAGCUGGACGGGGCUGUGGACGGGACCCGUUGUGGGGAGGACAAGUGGUGUUUCAGUGGAGAGUGUGUGGCAGUUGGAUAUCAGCCAGAGGGUGUGAGCGGUGGCUGGGCGUCGUGGAGCGAGUGGUCGGCGUGUUCGAGGACGUGUGGGGUCGGAGUCCGGAGUGCCCACAGAGACUGUGAUGACCCCGUUCCGAUGCACGGAGGGAAGUAUUGUUUGGGAGAGAGACGGAGGUACAAGAUCUGCAACACCAGCCCGUGUGCUCGUGACCUGCCCACCUUCAGAGACAUCCAGUGUGGUCACUUCAACACCGUGCCAUACAAGGGCAGGUUCUACCAGUGGGAAGCGGUCAUCAACAGAGUCAGCCCUUGUGAGCUGCACUGCCGUCCACUGGCUGAACAUUUCUCUGAUAAGAUGCAGGAGAACGUCGCCGACGGGACGCCGUGCUACAAAGGCAACAAAAGCAGAGAUGUGUGCGUGAAUGGCAUCUGUAAGAAUUUAGGCUGUGACUAUGUGAUCGACUCCAGUGCCAUCCAGGAUCGCUGUGGCGUGUGUCAUGGUAACGGCUCUACCUGUACAACUGUGAGGAGAAUGUUUGAGGAGACCGAAGGACUUGGCUAUGUCGACAUUGGGCUGAUCCCAGAGGCAGCCUGGGACAUCCGCAUCGAGGAAGUGGCGGAAGCCGGGAAUUUCUUGGCGCUACGAAGUGACAACCUCGAGAAGUAUUUUCUGAACGGGGGCUGGACGAUUCAGUGGAACGGCGAGUACAAGGCAGCCGGGACGGUAUUCACCUACAAGAGGACAGGACACCUGGAGAACCUGACGGCUCCGGGGCCCACCAUGGAGCCACUGUGGAUUCAGCUUCUCUUUCAGGAGAGCAAUCCAGGAGUGCGGUACGAGUACACAAUUAGUCGAAAUGUCUCUGAGAACAACGUCUCUGUGUCCGUUUUCUUCUGGAAAUAUGGUUCAUGGACUGAAUGCAGUGUGACCUGUGGAACAGGUGUUCAGAGGCAGAUUGUUCACUGUGUGGAAAAGACAACUGGGAUAGUGGAGGAGCACUUCUGUGAUCCGUUAACGCGGCCCGACGAUAACCGAACCAGCUGCAGCAAGGCUCCAUGUCCGGCCAUAUGGUGGGUUGGGGAGUGGCACAAAUGCUCGGCGAGCUGCGGGAGCUUGGGCCUGACCAAAAGGACGGUGCUCUGCACCCAGGCAGUGAGUGCUGAGGAGCGGGAAGCCCUGCAGCCCAGUGACUGUGAACACAUCCCCAGACCUGAGUCCCUCUCCUCCUGCAACACACACAUCCCCUGCCCAGCAGACUGGACCACGGGCAGCUGGUCAAAGUGUUCGCUGACUUGUGGAAGCGGAGUGCGUCGCCGUAACGUCACCUGCUCCAGGAACACGGGCGUCGACUGCGACCCCCACAAGAAGCCCCUCGCCGUGACUCCCUGCCACGCCCAGGACUGUCCACAAGUCGUAGAUAAUUUUGGAGACUUCAACUGGUCUGGAAGUGGCUGGUCGAGCAAAGAAGUGCUCAAUGAAAUUAUCUCCAUACCUAAAGUCAAAGCGGCCCCCAAACACAGCACCACCAGAGCCCAGCCAAGAAGUAGUAACAAUCACCUCAACAACAUCGUGGAGGGAGAUUUUCACUAUCACAAUAACCUUGAGGAUAACGUCGACCACGCUCCGGAAAACGGCGUCGAAGUUGACGAUUUCUACUACGACUAUAAUUUUAUCAACUUCCACGAGGACUUGUCGGAUGACUUUGACGACGAUAGAAAAGGUUCGGAGGCCGAGCCAACCCGCGGAGCUAAAGAAAAUGAAACUACAAAAGCCCCCUUGGACAUUUUUACAUAUCCAAAGGCCACCGCCUACACUUUGAAGACUGAAGAGCCACAGAACACAAAUCUGGAUGAUACAAAGGACAAUGGAAAUGCGGCAACAAACGAGUCGAUGCAAACACAUUUAGAAGAUUUGGAUGACCUUCUGUCUGAGGAUUAUCUUCUGCCCGUGUCUACCACUCGCUCACCGCUGUUCUCAACAUCUGAUUCACAAACACCGAAAGAGAGACGUGAGGAGGAUUUGUCGUGGCCUCAAAUCCUGAGCACGACGUCUCGUCUGGUUUCCACAACGGAAGAGCCGACGACACACCACGUGAAAUGGAAGCCGUAUGGAGAGGAGACUGGAAACAACUCUGACAUUUUCACUGACGAUGUCACCGUGACUCCUAAACACGUCUCUUCAGCUCCCGCGCACGGAACCGUCGUCGAUGCCGCUGUCGUUACAAACGUGAGAGCUCAGACAGAAGGGGAACGUGAUGAUUACAGCUACAAUGAAAAUGUCACGCUCGGUCCGGAUAUCUCUGCAGACCAGGAAGAUGUAGAGAGUCCAGAACCUGUUGGCUCUCCCACGCCAGCAACUAUAAUUCAGGUUCAGACCGAAGUCCGGCUGGAAAAAAGUGCUUCGAAAAUACCACAAACAUCCAGUCAAUCAACAACCGCCUUCACAUUGGAGGAUCUAGUCCCAGCUUCCACCACGAGCGAGGGUAAUUCAUGGGAUACAGACCUUGACCUCGGCACAACCUCACUUCCGGCCUCUGAGGCAUCCACUCCUCUCCCUGCAACCUUUCGACUAAACUCCGGUAAUGAAGAGGCCUCUGAUGACUUCACACCUUUAACUGGAACAGAAAUCCCACCACCCGCAAACCAAGAGGAAACCGCUCCACCUGAUUACCCGCCAGCGACAGGGAAACGGAUACCGACACAUCCCCCAUCCACCGAAAGACCCGGAACGCAUUCCGCAUCGCGAGCACCAUCGCCUGAUUCGGCCGAUUUUGACUACAACGACAUAAGCGUUCCCUCGAUCGUGAGCAGCAGCACCGAUCCGGGCCCCUCCUACCGGCUUCCGACAAACGCGGUCACCGCUCCUCAGCGCGGCACUGCACCAGGACGACUCAUGGAAGAGCCCGCGCCCGCCGGGCCCAUUCUGCCGACCCAGCCACCUGUUCGGUGGCCGCUUCCGGUGCCGACGUCCGCCCCAACUUCAGCCUCCGCACGAGUCACUUCCGCCGCCUUCUGGGUCACCGGCAACUGGAGCGCUUGCUCCACCAGCUGUGGUCUGGGUGCCAUCUGGAGGACUCUGGCGUGUCGUACUGGCCUGGACUCUGACUGCGAUCCGGCCAAGAGGCCCGCGCCAGCCCAGCGGUGUUACCUGCGUCCGUGCUCCACAUGGAAAGUAGAGGAAUGGACUAAGUGUUCCAAGAAUUGUGAAGGCGGCUUUAAAUCACGAGAGGUUCAGUGUUUCGACUUGCGGGAUCAAAGGCUCCUCCGACCUUUCCACUGCCGGGCCAUGUCCUCCAGGCCACACAGGCAAAUGACCUGUAACCUUCAGGCGUGCCUCGACUGGUACACCUCCUCCUGGGGACAGUGCUCUGAGGUGUGUGGGGGAGGUGAGCAGCAGCGUAUGGUAACCUGUCCAGAGGAAGAACGAUGCGACGAGGACCUCCAGCCCAGCAACAUCCAAUCAUGUAAUAGCCAGCCAUGUGCUCAGUGGCUUACUGGAUCAUGGGGACAGUGUUCGGCUCAUUGCGGCGGCGGAGUCGAGCAUCGACUCAUCAAAUGUGUGAACACGAAGGCUGAGACGGGCGAAGAAGUGGAUCAAGCUCAAUGUGACCAUGAGCGACACCCUGAGAGCACCCAGAAGUGUAACCUACAGGAGUGCGAGAGCGCCCCCUCUGGAGCGCUUUGCCUUCGUGACCGGCUGACGUUUCGUUUCUGCCAGACGCUGCGCUGGCUCGGCCGAUGCCACUUGCCCAACGUACGAGCUCAGUGCUGCAGGGCGUGCAGCCAGCACUCCCCCCGCCCCGGCAGCAGAGUCAUCGCUCAUCAACAGGAACACUGAUGGGCGGGAAGACAAAUUCAUCUUUUCAACACAACAAUCUGAGCCGUUGACUGAUUUCUUUCACCACUAUACAGACCAAUUAGAAAUUAGUCCAACUCCAAAACGCUGCGUGUUUAUGCCGGCGGUAUUAAUAUACGGGUCUGAGGAAAUAGCAAAGCAGCACCUCUCUCUCUCUCUCUCUCUCUCUCUCUCAGCAAAAAAAUGAGAACGUAAAUAUUUGUUUCUCGUUUUUCUUUGAUACAGUUUGACCAGAAUGUCCUUUCAGUCAUCUUUUGUAAAAGAUGUGGCCCGACAUUAGGGAUUUUCAAGCGAUGUAGUCGGCUUAUUAAUGCAUUAUUACACAUGUAGAUACAUCACUCAUUAACCUUCAUGGUUGGUACAAUGCUUUCAUUUUAUUGAUAGCAGCAUAAAUUGAACAGAUUAAAACAAACAGCUAAGCCUAUACAAUUUUCGUUGUGUUUUUUUAUAAUGUAGUACAAAUGUUAGGUGUUGCAUAAAUGCAUCAUGUGACACUAAAUAAUUGACCAUUUGCUAAGCUCCUCGCCCCCUUAGUUACUGUUGCUACACCUGUCAAGCUUUUUGACCUCUCAGAUCUACCAUUUUAAAUUGCAGUAAUUGUUGAAACACUAGCAGCCUCACAUAAACACUUCUUAGCUGGAAGAGUGGAAGAUCAGUAUGCCUCUGUGUGUAAGAGGCUUCUUUUUUUUCUUUUUCUUUAAAGCAAUCAAUUUUCACAUGUUGCUUUUAAAACAUUGACUAACGUACUCUUUUCGUCCAGCAUCUGUACACACGAGCAACACGGGAAACCAGACGCACCGUAGUUACAUCUCACACAGUUGGAAUGAUGCAGAUUUAUAAUGUACUUUUAAUGUGUAUUACAAAUAUAUUACACGUGCCUUUAUAUAUUUAUAUAUAUAUUUAUUUAUAUAUAUAUAAAUGUUUAUAUAUAUAUUUAUAGAUAUACAUAUAUAGAUAUAUAAUGUAUAAAAGGGCUAUUUUUUAUGUUGUAAAGUAUGUUUUUAUUUUUUGAAGUUUACAGGUUAACGCUGGGAACAUGAAUUGUAAGAAACGUUCAUAUGCUUAUUUCAGUCGGCUCAAAAUCAAAUCCAUUUUAAAUUCUCAGGAUUCAAUUACUCAUACGAUAGGCCCCUCCCUCCUUGGUCACCGGCAGUAUGGCGGCUAAACGAGCUUCUUGCUGAUUUCCUCCAUUCAACAGCCCUAACAUUUUCAAUUAACGGAUAGAAUAAACCCCAUCGGACAAGGUUUUUGAGCAGGUUUUUAAUCAUUUUGUAGGUUCCACUGUUAUGCUGCACUUAAUAACAUUACAAUGUGUCUCCUGUCAGGGAGCAUUAUGCGACUAAAUCAAUUCGAUUUGUAUGCACUGCUGAAGUCACACAUCAGCUUUAUCAGAACCAGCGAACAAGGGAGGCUCUUUCUCAAGAGAAAAGAUGCUCUAGCUCUCCUGAUUGACAGUUCUAAGCGGUUCAUGCGAUCACUUCCCAGCCUUCAAGUUUUUAUCAGUCGGCUCUGAUCAUCUGGAGGGUCCGGUUCGCUCUUUGGGCCCCACUGAGGUCGAUCCGGCUGUUUUUAUACUCGGGAGCCACUGAGUAAACUUUCCUAUGAGAAAUGGAAUUCCAUUUCCGAACAUAUUGCAGGGAUUAUGCAUGCCUUUCACUUCUUGGACUUAUUUCUGCUCCGUUUCUGUGUUUAGAGAAGUACUGAUUGUUGAUUUCCAGGCAUAAAAUCAAGACUCGAGCCAAAAACGGCUAUUAAAGCAAUCGGUUGGCGAACCACAAUCCCACUGUCAAUUACAUGUGAUAGAAAAUAACUGGUAUUCAUGUAUUAAUCAUAGAUGUGUAUUUUUAUAUACUGUGAUUUGUACUGCAAAAUAUAACUUGGGGAGGGGGGGGGGGUCCCUUCAGUAAAUGAAUGUUCACGAAUGUCAAAUGCCGGACAGUUUAGGCCUCUUGAGACGACAGAAACAGCUGAAACUGUCGAGAAAUAAAAACAGUUUCCACAGAAAAAAAGAUUCAAACACGGCUUUAAUUACACAAGUUUAAUGUGUUGGCAGUUGACAAUCUACAUUGCAUUUUAUUGGGUGGCGGCUUAACACAUUAAUGUGAUCCCAUCAACAGAUAGCAUGGCAAAUAAUAUCCUAUAUUGCUUCACAAUGUGUUCAGUCAUAGAGGAAAAGCUUCUGAAAGCGGUUUAAUUAAAGAAUCGUGGAAUAAUCAUGGGGAAAGAAAAAAACAACGGGAAGGAUGUCUUCAGCCGGGACAGAAUCGCCCGUUUCAAACAUCACGUGAUUUCUGCAAAAACCGUCAAGUUAAAUGUGUGCGAAGUCAACUUGGAAAG
Molecule: messenger RNA, 8103 nt
Organism: Pseudoliparis swirei
Lineage: Eukaryota; Metazoa; Chordata; Actinopteri; Perciformes; Liparidae
Product: A disintegrin and metalloproteinase with thrombospondin motifs 7
Exons: 24
Coding region: 292-5748 (1818 amino acids)
Biological process (GO): proteolysis; extracellular matrix organization
Cellular component (GO): extracellular matrix
Molecular function (GO): metalloendopeptidase activity
Source: RefSeq, a predicted model, not a curated record